Messenger RNA from Porites lobata, 1230 nucleotides. NCBI's taxonomy places the organism in Eukaryota, Metazoa, Cnidaria, Anthozoa, Scleractinia, Poritidae. The record is from the annotation of a GenBank genome assembly.
AUGAGGGCCGAUGAGCUAAUGCAGAGAAUGUGGGACGAAGACGUUGUGGGAAUUGCUGAUCAAAACAAGCGCUUGACAGCGGAGGAGGUGCUUGCUGCGCGCGAAGAGGCACAAUCAAGGCGUUAUGCUGAGGGGCUGUGAAGUGGCAAUUCCAUGGACGCUGAUACGCCGUUGUGUUCAAACAGGAAGACUGCUGAAGACCGACUUAUCUCUUAAGAAACACUUUCAGCCACGGCUGGAGGUUGCUGAGAAAUACUGCCAGGUGAUAGAAGCCAAGGUCUGAAAGAAUGAAUCCAAGGGUUACUUCCGGAUUAGAUCCAGUUGGUACCUACCUCAUUUUCAAGUGAGGAUAGUCUAAGAUUCAGUAGCCAUAUACGCAGGAAUAAUAGCAUGUUGCAUAUACGGAGGAAUAAUAGCAUGUUGCCUGGACCAAAGCUGAGCAAGAUGUUUUUUGUAAUGCACUAUUGCGUUUUCGCAGCUAUCUUGUGGCCUUGGUAGCAGAUCUGACGGAAAUUUGAGAAUGGAGGUUACACCUCUCUAGACUUCCAGAAGUCUAUGAAGCAAUGAGCUUGACGUUCGAUGACCGCGCCUCACUUUACCUUGUCCAGUACGUUGAGCGACAAAACGCAGAAGAUAACAGAAAUGACCACCCGCUAGCAAUAGGCGUAAUCCUAUUACAAGUGUACGUGGAUGACAUUAUGACUUCAUUGAACACUAACGAUGAAACGAUUAAAGCUCGAGAAUAGCUUAGGGAGCCACUUGGCAAGGCAGGCUUCAAAUUUGGUCUGGGUGUAGUAACAGGCCAGAACUACCUUGCAUGAAAGCAUAAUAAGGAAAGCAAUAAGAUGAUGAGACGGAUGUGUUUAACCUUUUUCAAGUUGAAUCCCCUGCAGGAUGUUGUCUAUACUAGGCGAAGGUUCGUAAAGAAAUUUUCUAUGCUUUUUUACCCAUUACAGAUGCUAAAGGAAGGAUUGAUUUGCAGGGAACAUGGUUACUGGGUUUAAAAUAGGACGACUUAAAGUACACGUAUCAAGAAUAAAUUAUUAAUGAUGCAGUGAGUUACCAGAAUUUUUUAGAGGACAUUUUUCAAGGUGCUAUCGCAUUGCUGAGAACAUUGUUGUUUACACAUCUAUUCAUACAAUGGGGGACGCGUCGCUGUUGGCAUAUGUAGAUGUAACUUACGUUGGGCACAAAUAUGAAGAUGCAGCUCGAGAAGAAAAGGGGAAGCAG